UUGUUACUUUAACCUUACUCUAUUAUCAUAAUUUGGCUCUAAAUUUAAAAUUAUGAGUGUUGAAACUAGGCCUUCGGCUAGCUCAGGACUCCAGCCAAUCUCAGAUGGUGUCUCGGCUAAAUGAGGUUACAGCAGUUGAGUCUACCUACUCUGCUACACUGAGAAAAUACCUGCUAAAUUCCUAUUUUCCAAAACAAAUAAACUCGAAUGCCCAACUAAAUAAAAGAUUAACUAAAAGUUAUAUAAAUCAAAAUUUUACUGCGUGAAUAUGUACAUUUAUCUACAUUUUAUCAUUUUCAGGGCAAAACUGCCACCGAAAUGCAUAAAAUGCAGGUUGUAACCGAGUAGGAGGUUACAGUGUAGAGUAGAAUACCUUGCUUACUGUUUUGGAUCCUCAUGGGGGGGUUUAAACCCCAAAUCAUCAAUAAAAAAAGCUUUAAAAACUGAAACUACUUCGUAAAUUUAUCCAAAUAAACAGAAAAUAAGGUUAAGUAAAUUGUUUAAUAACGAUACUUAUUAGCAAAAUUUUUCUCAUUCAGUAUACAUUCUCGUACGACCCCUUAAACAGUGUGUAUAUAUUCCAUUUAAAUUAUUUAAAUUUCCAUUGUUAUCUUUGUCAGCACUCGUUACUCAAUAGUUGCACGAACCUAAUAGCGUAGCCAUGUUUCUCAAGACACUUAUCACGAAAGAUUAAAAAUGCAAUCUAGCUUAUAGUUUUCAGUGCUGAUUGCGUUCUUCUCGCCCGCCGGUAGUGAAAAGAACGCUUUGGAUUACUUCGGAAUGCUUUUUUCCACUUGGAGCGAAAAUUGUGCCAUUGCUUCGCAGGUUCCUCACUUUAAGACGAAUGGCAAGGCGACUUUCAACUUCAGAAUGGGCCCAUCAGUAUCAAAAGGCCUGAAAGCGUUUUUCCUGGAAUGAAAAACACAAACCAAAACCAUCCAGGUGGAAAAAGCUUCCGAAAAACACGUUGAAUCUUUAAUGCUUUUGAAACAGAGAGCCGAACUUGAACUAAUCUUCUUUUCUGGUCAUUGUUCACUUUUCCGUCCCAUUUGCUGCUUCAACGAAAAACCUGGGAACUUGGAAAAUUCUUCUUUGUUGCUGCUGACGAUGUUGCUGUUUGCGGUUGACCACCCACACACACCUGUCGUGUUUAUACCGGGAAAAAAAAUCGGUGUUCCUGUUGCUCCAUUUUCAAAAUUUGGAAAACGACAGUCCUGGUUCUGGUGUUUGUGGUGUACAAUCGACGCCGGGAGGCCCUGAUCAAAUAUCCGGGCCCGGAUGACGACGUCCGGGAGAACAUCAUCAACUACGACGACGAGGGCGGCGGCGAGGAUGACAUGACGGCCUACGACAUUACCCCGCUGCAGAUUCCGAUCGGUCCGAUGCCGGAGCUGACGCAGUGCAAAAUGCCACCCCUGAUGUAUCCGGUAAUGACGAUGGGUCCUGGCCAUGAACCCAAUGUGGGAAUGUUCAUCGAGGAGCACAAGAAGCGGGCGGACAGCGAUCCGAAUGCGCCACCUUUCGACGAUUUGCGGAACUACGCCUACGAGGGCGGUGGCAGCACGGCAGGAUCGCUCAGCUCCCUGCAGUCGGGAACCGACGACGAGGUGCAGGAAUUCGACUACCUAGAUGCCUGGGGUCCCCGAUUCGACAAGCUGGCCAACAUGUACGGCGAACAUCAUCCGACCGAACUGGACGAGCUAAAUUAAGGAGGCAAAGCAGCACGAUCACGAACACGAAAACGAAACCGCGCAGGACGGAAAUUCUUUCCGCAAACAUAAUUCUCUUCCAAGUUGGUCGUCGUCGUCGUUGUCAUCGGAGAAACUAAAAUCGAUGCCGAAGUCGUCUUCGUUGCCAUCAGUCGGAGCGAGAGUCAGCUGAAUCCCUCGGUGAGUGUAGCCCGGGUUUUUUUUUCCUUGAGAGAUUGUUGUGAAUGUUUGAACGAGAGCAUAUUGGAGGGUCCGUCUGUUGGCGAGAAUCAUCGUUAAACGGGGCCGACAGAGUCUUCGAAUUAAUGCGUGGAGGGAUUUGCAGCUGCUCUCCAAAAGGUGUAAAUGAGAAAUGGAAAACCAAAGCUUAAUUAUAAAUGUUAGUAGGAUGGAAGUUAGGAAGAUAGGUUUGAGCAAUUCACAGUUAAGAGAGAGAUUGAAAAAAAAACGCACGAAAAGUCAUCGUUCUCUUCCUUCUUUCGGGGAUUUCUUUUUGUGCUGGCGCGUGCCUAAGGAAAUCGGAACGAGAGAGAAGAGAAAAAUGUGUUGCUCCUUUUGAGCGAAGAUCAUCACUACACACGGUGAUUUAACUAAAAUACUUAUAUAUCAACGAGUUUUUAACAACAAAAAAACAACAAUGAGUCAUGUUCUCGUUCAGACUUUUUUCGGUGGCAUUUACAUGACAAAUAGAAAAAGGGGCUCAUAUACACUGAAGCAGAAAUAUACACUACGAUAAACAAAAACACACCAAAUACAGUUACACAGCCACUUUACACCGUUGAAUAGCAAACACCUGUACCGGAUCUAGCAAAUAAGGUAGUUAAUUGUUUAAGUUCGAACAAUCGAGAGCAAUUGGAGUACCUUUUACACACAGUUUUAUUUUUAGUUUUAUUUCCUUUGAUUUUGAGAUUUUAUACUGAAAUGCUAACGUGUUAUUUUAGUUUGUAAAGCCACGAGUCAUAACAAAUUUUUACUUUUUAUUCUUAUUGAAAUCAACACCACUGUUCCUGUUUUGUGUUUUAGGGAGGAGAAGUUUUUUAAGUAGGAAAAAAACUGAUACGAUUGUUUUUAUAAAACAAAUUUAGUCUAUACUGGUGGAGCACACACAUAACAGAACAAAAAAAAACUGAAAUCGCCCGCUCUCUUACGAGGAUAAGACAGUAUGACAAUUUCUCAAUGCCAUUUACGAUCUAGGAGAAUUUUAUACAAAAGAGACUCACUUGAAAAAACACAGCCGACACGAAAAUCGAUAACUAGUUGAUAAAAUUAAAAUUAAUGUAUUCAAUGAGAACAACAGCUACAAAAAAAGUAAACUACAAAAAAAAAUCGAGCAAGGAAAACUACUCAAAAUAAAAAGAAAAGAUUACAGACAAACCUACACUAAGUAAAUCAAAUAUACAGUGUGAGGAGAACUUAACUGUGUCGGUGAACUUUAGGAGCUAAAAGUCAGUCAACAAAUUGAAUAAGAAAACCAACACAUUGUGAAUGGAACACUUGAGUGUUUUAAGGUAAUUUAUUUAUGUCGUAAGGAUAACUCUAAUGUAUUAGUAAGAUAAUGAUAUUGUACAUCCAAAGACUGUAACGCUCGUUCUUAUAAAUUGUAAUGAUUUGCUCUUAAGUUUAGGUUUUUAAGUGCUGGCAAACCGCCUACGGAGAACAAAUAAACUUAUUUAGAGCUAACUACGCUGUACAUCACAUAGAGAACUGUCCGAUUCAAGUAAAAGCAAGUUGUUUCAGUUAACUUUCUCAGAAACCAGUUUCAGUUUGUUCUCUGUUGACACCGAAGUUGGAAAUUAUUCUACAUGUAUAAAAAAACACUCGAACAUCGAUACAAAUGUCAUACCUGCACCGAAGAAUAAACCAUUUAGAAAGAAAAUUUACACUCCACAGAAAUCAGACACUCACCUACUCACUAGUGCAAGAACACUCACUUACACUCACACAACAACUACACUUUCGUGAGGAUACCCGAACGAUCGUAACGAAAACUGAAUCUGUAUUAUUCAACAAUAUUAUUACAAACUUAGGUGAAACAAAAAAAGGAAACGAUAUUACUUAGUACGCUCAUUACUCUCUAGGAAAGUAUUUAAUCAUCCAAUUCACGACAGAAAGGCGGGGGAGAAAAUAAAAUAAAAAAAUUCAUACCCCUUUUUAAUCCCGUUUGUUCAAUGCCGAUAUUAGUUUAUAGACCCUUUCGAAGCUCUCAAUCGAAGAAUCGGUAGUGAUUUUUGUAACCCAUAUUCCCGCGUCCCAACCGCAUUCGACACUCGUUUUUCCAUUCAUCGGAACCCAUUCCCGAGCUCGCAGAACUCGAAGUCGUUCAACUCACAAACUCAUCCAAAGAAGCAGAACACUCACUCUCAUCACUCAUCACAAGCACACCAGGGACACUCAUCACACAACUAUCGCUAUAAACCAAAUGUUAGAAAAACUCACGUACACAUUUACAGAUAUUGAAAAUAAAUCACCCAAAAUGAAAAAAAAAUGGAAAAAAAUCGCGCCGAACUCGUUAGUUAAUUGAAAUCUAUCUUUUUUAAAAUAAUAAAACCCAACCGCGCAAACCGAACACGAUUAUUAGUGGAAAAAGUGUUGGCAUCAAUCCUAAACUGCAACAAAUUCCUACUCGAAAGUCGGUGGCGAAAAUUCACCAAAAGCGAUAACCGAAAACUCAACACUCCAAGCAGUUCAGAAAAACAAGCAUCCGAUCGCGCCAAACUCCAAAAAUAUUGCAAAAUUUCCUACCAGCAACUGGUGUGAUGUUCUAGAGCCCUCAAAUAACAGAAAGAAGAAAAAAAAUCACCCAAUAAAAGGAAAAUAAAGAAUAGCCACAGAAAAUAUCAUCCAACCAAGCAGCAAAAGUGCAACCAACCAAAAACUAAAAAAACAGAAAAGAAUAAACACAACACCCGAGAAAUUCAUAAGAAGGAAAUCCUAGUGUAAAUAUAGCGUAUUGUAAUAAAAAAAAGUGGGAAAUUGUGCAGAUGCAAAGCGUGUUACUUUUUUGCACUUGGCGCUCAAACGCCAAGAAACGAAACGAAACGAAAAAAAAGGCACGCUUCGAACGCAAGAAGGGGGUAAGGUCGUAAGGUUUUUUUUUCUCGGUCAUCCGGGCAAUUGAAUGGAAAUGUGCAAAGUCAGCAACCGGAAGAAACUGAAAGUCAGCUCAGAGAAAGAGACAGAGAGACGAUGGAAAACGAGAACGAAUAGUAGUCAGUCGUUGGUGGUUGAUGAUGGUAACCAAACCAGAAGAAAUGUUUCGCAGCAGAAAACUUCGAAACCGUUGUUACUGCUGCAGUUCUAUCUGGGAGGACAAAAUUUUAGACGCUUCGAAGAACAAAAAUAUAAGAAAAAAAAACAAUGAAAAACCAAUUCAGACAAAAUAUGUUGAACACUUUCGAACAGGAAACAGAAAAUUUAACCAGUUGAAUCUGAAAAAGGAAACCCAAAAUUUAAAACCGAAAUCAGCAGCACUUUCUCACAUACACAAGCAAAAAAAAAAUAACAAAAUCAACAUGGUUCAAUUAUGGUUAUGGAAAAAAUGGGCAAAGAGUAAAUAAGAAGAAAAAAUCUACAGAUAGAGAAUAACAUAAAAAAAAGAACAAAUCUAGCGAUUUGCCACCCGGAAGGUGGAUUAUUUGCUGAAUAAAUGGGAAAAUAAAGGUCACAAGCGUUAGCCUGGUGAAUGAAUGAAA
This is a messenger RNA of Uranotaenia lowii, 5401 nucleotides long. RefSeq names its product neural-cadherin-like. The record is from RefSeq and is a predicted model, not a curated record. The transcript has 3 exons. Gene Ontology annotation, molecular function: calcium ion binding; cadherin binding. NCBI's taxonomy places the organism in Eukaryota, Metazoa, Arthropoda, Insecta, Diptera, Culicidae. Gene Ontology annotation, cellular component: catenin complex. Bases 1338 to 1709 code for a protein of 123 amino acids. Gene Ontology annotation, biological process: homophilic cell-cell adhesion.